Molecule: messenger RNA, 2403 nt
Organism: Bombina bombina (fire-bellied toad)
Lineage: Eukaryota; Metazoa; Chordata; Amphibia; Anura; Bombinatoridae
Gene: SV2A
Product: synaptic vesicle glycoprotein 2A
Exons: 12
Coding region: 1-2184 (727 amino acids)
Biological process (GO): chemical synaptic transmission; transmembrane transport
Cellular component (GO): membrane
Molecular function (GO): transmembrane transporter activity
Source: RefSeq, a predicted model, not a curated record
AUGGAUGAAGCUUUCAGAGAUCGGACUGCCUUUAUUCAAGGAGCUAAAGACAUUGCUAAAGAAGUUAAAAGACAUGCAACCAAGAAGGUUGGGAAGGGUGUAGACAAGGUGCAGGAUGAAUACACAAAAAGAUCCUACACACGCUUUGAAGAAGAUGAUGACGAUGACUAUCAGCCACCAGAUGGCUAUUACCGGGGUGACACAGUUGAUGAGGAAGGAGCUUCCAGUGAUGCCACAGAAGGCCAUGAUGAGGAUGAUGAGAUCUACGAAGGGGAAUAUCAAGGCAUUCCUCGCGCUGACUCCAUGAAAGGAGACCACCUUACAGACAAUAGACAAGUUGUUACAGAGAUCAAGGAUUUUGAAGACAUUGCAGCGCAAAGAAAGAAGGACAAAGAGGAGCUGGCCCAACAGUAUGAGAUAAUUCUUCAAGAAUGUGGUCAUGGCCGUUUCCAGUGGACACUCUAUUUUGUUCUUGGACUUGCUCUUAUGGCUGAUGGAGUUGAAAUUUUUGUUGUGGGUUUUGUACUACCCAGUGCUGAGAAGGACAUGUGCUUGUCUGAUUCUAACAAAGGCAUGUUAGGUCUCAUCGUUUACCUGGGAAUGAUGCUGGGUGCGUUCCUAUGGGGAGGAAUGUCUGACAUCAUUGGCCGCAAACAGUGUCUCCUCAUUUCCCUGUCUGUAAACAGUGUGUUUGCCUUCUUCUCCUCAUUUGUGCAGGGAUAUGGGACCUUCUUGUUCUGCAGAUUGUUGUCUGGUGUCGGCAUCGGUGGAUCCAUCCCUAUUGUUUUCUCAUAUUUUUCGGAGUUUCUGGCCCAGGAAAAGCGCGGAGAGCAUCUGAGCUGGCUCUGCAUGUUCUGGAUGAUCGGUGGAAUUUAUGCUUCAGCCAUGGCUUGGGCAAUCAUACCUCACUAUGGAUGGAGUUUCCAGAUGGGUUCUGCUUACCAGUUCCAUAGCUGGAGGGUGUUUGUGCUGGUUUGUGCGUUUCCAUCGGUUUUUGCCAUUGGGGCUCUAACGACCAUGCCAGAGAGUCCACGAUUCUACUUAGAGAAUGGGAAACAUGAUGAAGCUUGGAUGGUCCUCAAGCAAGUCCAUGACACCAACAUGAGGGCCAAAGGCCAUCCAGAAAGAGUAUUUUCUGUGACACAAAUAAAGACUAUAAAGAAAGAGGAUGAACUCAUUGAGAUCCAGGCAGGUACUGAGACCUGGUACAAGCGCUGGAUGAUCCGGCUUCUCAACCUCUUACAGCAGGUCUGGGCUAACUUCCAUGAUUGCUUUGCCCCUGAGUACCGACGUAUCACCUUCAUGAUGAUGGCUGUAUGGUUCACAAUGUCCUUCAGCUACUACGGGCUUACAGUUUGGUUCCCUGAUAUGAUCAAACAUCUGCAGAAUAUUGAAUACGCCUCACGGACUAAAGUCUUCACAAAUGAGAAUGUGAAGGAUUUUACCUUUAACUUCACCCUUGAAAACCAGAUCCACAAAAAUGGGGCAUACCACAAUGACAAAUUUAUUGGCCUGAAAAUGAAAUCCGUCAUAUUUGAAGAUUCCUUGUUCUCAGAUUGCUUCUUUGAAGAUAUAACAUCCAGUAAUACUUUCUUCAAAAACUGUACCUUUGUUUCAUCAAUGUUCUUCAACACAGACUUAUUUAAGUACAAAUUCAUCAACAGCAAUGUCACAAACUGCACGUUUCUACACAGCAAGGAAGGGUGCCAACUGGACUUCAGCGAUGAUAAUAAUGCCUACAUGAUCUAUUUUGUGAGCUUUCUGGGCACCUUGGCAGUCCUACCAGGCAAUAUUGUGUCUGCUCUGCUCAUGGAUAAAAUUGGCCGACUGCGUAUGUUGGCUGGGUCCAGUGUCAUGUCAUGUAUUAGCUGCUUCUUCCUAUUCUUUGGGAACAGUGAGUCGGCCAUGAUUGCCUUGCUCUGUCUCUUUGGGGGAGUCAGUAUUGCUUCUUGGAAUGCACUUGAUGUACUGACGGUGGAGCUCUACCCAUCUGACAAGAGGACAACUGCCUUUGGGUUCCUGAAUGCCCUCUGCAAACUGGCUGCUGUGUUGGGAAUAAGCAUCUUCGCCUCCUUUGUUGGUGUGACCAAGGCAGUGCCCAUUCUGCUGGCAUCCGCUGCUUUGGCACUUGGCAGCUUUCUAGCCCUCAAACUUCCGGAGACACGAGGCCAGGUGCUUCAGUGAGAGUCAACUUUAUAAAAAGGAUUAGAUUUGUAGACACUGUGAAAUGUCUUUUAAUUUUCUUUGUGGGGUCCUUCCCCAUACCCUCUUCCCAAAAAAAUUGUAUGAGUCUAUUCUUAGCUGUUGGGCACCUUUAAGGAUUAUUUGAAUUAACGAUGAUGAUUGACAGAUGACAGUAUGAUGGUUUACCAAAAUUUCAAUUAAAGUAAUGCUUAUAUAGUA